Messenger RNA from Polyodon spathula (Mississippi paddlefish), 2751 nucleotides. RefSeq lists its product as uncharacterized. The transcript has 2 exons. Lineage: Eukaryota; Metazoa; Chordata; Actinopteri; Acipenseriformes; Polyodontidae. The record is from RefSeq and is a predicted model, not a curated record. Bases 276 to 911 code for a protein of 211 amino acids.
ACUACAACCAGUAGCAGGGUGGAACUCAAACACAGAACACAACCCUUUCCAUCCACAGGCAGCUGGUCCUGGAGCUGGCUUCUGUUUGUUUUCUAGCUCUGAGGAAUAUAGUACUUCUGUUUUCUGAGUUUUUGGCCUCGGAGGAAAUGCUCCAUUCACAACGAAACUGCAACAAAUGAACAAGUUUGGAGUGUGGAAAGCACAAAAUAAGUCCAUUCUGUGCAACUAGGAGAGGAGGGAGCACUCUCUGUGGUGAUGCAGCAGCAUCCUCAGCAAUGAGCUCUUACUACACACAUGCUGGCCCUCAGCAUUACCAUCCCGGCGCGUUCAUGAGCACCAACCCUUACUGGCACUGGAGGCCAGCGAGAGCGACAGGCCACCACCCACACUUCCUGCCCCCCAUCUACAGCAGCUGGCCCCUCACUCUGGUAUUGAAUGACUGGGGAGCGAACCAAGAGGGGGGCCAAGUGGAGUACCACCACUUCUACGGAUUUAACCCUUUCAGCGCCAUGAACCCUCACUUGUACUCCCAGAGGCCGUGUGUGUACCCUCCUGUCUACCAGGGCUACGGCAGCAGCAUGCCUGAGCCUCAGAGCAGCAGAGCCUGGCCCGAGGGCUUCACCCUGAAAGGGGAGCUGCGCUGGGGGAAGCUGGAGAGGAUCAACGGGGCCCGUAAGGAGGUUCCUGAAUUCGUGAAGGAUGACCUUCGCAGGGUCUACGGCACUUACCCGAAAACAGACGUAAGCAUCACCUACCGGGGAGGGGAGUACCUGGUCAGGGGAGACCCCCGGGUGGGAGAGCAGGAGUACAAGCUGGUGAAGGAGGUCAUCCGCCAGCCAAGCAGCCCCAAAGGGGACAGCGUGAGCGAGAUCGUGGAGACGAAGAAGAAGAAAAAGAAGUCUAAGCGUUGAGACCCAGACAGUGUACCCAGAGCUGUGGGGGUAAUUCACAGGUGCUGCAGUCAUUCCACUGAACCCUAGCUCUCACACAGGGUCUCCUUUCAACAGCUUUUCAACUGAAAUAGUAAGCAGCAGCUUAAAGGCCUAGGGCCCAACACAGUAUUCAGUAAACUAUAGUAAAUCGUUUGACAUAUUUAAGGUUUUUACCUUACGAGACCAUGCUGAAAAUAAUUCCCAGCGUUACAUGCAGCUGCACACUAGCAAAAAACAUUUUAUUUUAGUGAAAAAAAUAUUUUUUGUGCAUCUAAAUUAUAGUCUAAAACAAUUAAAAUACAAAAUGUGUUCAUAAUCUGUUCCAUAUGAUCUGUGGUUCAUUGUUAAACAUAUGGUUUGACUGUGCUGUUCAUGUAUGGGGCGGCAUGCUCACAAUCAGUCGUAAUUAUUAGGAAGUAAAUAAGUAGAGUGGAAGUGAUUUGAUGUGUUGAACUGUAUCCCAGUGGAGAGCCUGCAGCACUGGCCAUGCGCCUCACUGAUUCCCAUAGCACUUCAUUGACAUGCAUUUAAUGAAGAGGCUUGAGAGCAGGGUGAUCUGUGCAAACCGAACACAGCCCACUGGAAAGGAUACAACAACCCUCGAGCCUUAAGCUGUGCAGACACACACAGAUUCCAUUGCUCUCCAAGGGACUGACAAACAUGACACCUCAGGCGUUUGCUGCUGUGAAUAUUUAUAUUAAUGGGAAGUGUGUCCAGAAUCUGUGGUGCAGUAAAGAUAUGUAAUCUCUUAUAUCUAUGUUUGAAACUGAGAUUCAGAGAUUUACCCAAUGGGUGUCAACAUGAUGCAAGUCUAGGCAACCCUUCACACACUGGAUUAAUCAAGGCAAUGUCAUUGUUAUCACACACCUCAUGCCCUACAAGCAGUAAAAUCAUCAACUUCCACAAACCAGCUGUUCUGGUAGGAAUGUCUGUCUUAAUUUUCCCAUUGUGAAAAAAAUGCAUGCACAAUUUUGUUUCGACCAUUUUCUUGAAAAUGUAUCACUGAAACCAGCACUGAAGAAUGUGGUUUUACAACAGUUUUAAUAGCAGGGAUUCCCAAGUUAAAAUGAUGUCAUACCAGUACUGGUACAAUAACCUGAUGACUACACUACCUUUCAGUUUAAACAGAAAUCCCUUGCAACAGCCAUGCACAGCACACAUGUAAACAGAGUAAGGAAGUGCAGUCCUGCUUCUCUUCUGCGAGCGUGUCUUUGCUAGCAGCACAUGCCCAUUUGUUCUGUGGUGUGACGUGCAAUACAAUUUUCCUAAGGUAUAGCGUUGGGCUAAUCAGAUGCUAACAAGGAGUUUUGCAUUGUUGCUAACACAGGGUGAUGACUCAAUUCGUAAGCCACUGCAUCUGUUGAUUGAAUCCACCUGCUCAACACACAAACACACCCCGGUUUCAUCACAUUGAUUGAAUCCACCUGCUCAACACACAAACACACCCCGGUUUCAUCACAUUGAUUGAAUCCACCUGCUUAACACACAAACACACCCCAGUUUCAUCACAUCACUUUAUGCUUUUCUUGGUUCCUUAUUUAACUAGUGUGUAUUGUAUAUGUGUGAAGUAUACAGCUUCUCACAGUCAGGUAUGAGCCUGGAGCCAGUGAGGAUCGAUUAGAUGAGCAGAUUACUGAGUGGCUCUUAUGUAUAUGUCUCUGAUAAUCAGCUGAAGGAAGCUCAGAGGAUGGAGCUCAUAUCUCAUAGGAUAGCAUAUAUUCUUCUGUGGGUAAUCCUAUAUUGUCUAUUCAUGUACACACAUAUAUAGUACGUACAUAAAUGACAUACUGUGUGUACCAGGAUAUUAACAUGCUUGUUU